AAAAGAGAACGAGGGAAAAAUGGGGCAGGGGUUUUUGUUCGUCAUGCACGGGGCGGUGGGUUAGAGAUGGUUGGGUUGGGGGUUGCAAUUGAGAGAGGGGGGAUAAACACCCUAUGAUCUCCGGGUCACGUGUUGCCCCGCAUUCUUUCCGGGGGGGGAUUCGCGAAGUUCGGUAUCGUGCAACGCGAAUAAGUAUGAUACGAUACUACGCUGAGGAAGUAUCACAACUUAAUGGUCGAUACGACAAAAAAAACAAAACAAAACACAGGGCAGGACGGACACGAUCUUUUCAUCCGAAGAACGGUAACAAACUGCACCACUAGCCACCAUUUCAUUUCUCGCAACGCUGCGAUCAGCACCAAAUAAAUAAAAUAUCAUACCUUCCACCUCUAUCCAACUCCACCACUACCACCACUACCACCACCACCACGUCCAACCGCUAGCAGAUGCCACAACCCUCCCACACCCCCCACCCAAACAUAACAAUAGCCCCGCCAACACCCCUAACCAUCCCACUGCUGAAACGGCUAAACACCCUCCUCCUACCGAUCCCGUAUCCGCAAACCUUCUACAGCGAGAUCCUCCCUUCCCCCCUCCUAACGCGUCUGACCCGUCUGGCAUUCUACAACCCCCCGCCAUCCUCCUCCCCCUCCGCACAACCGAUAUGCAUCGGCGCCAUCCGCUGCAGAUUGGAACCCCAUGGCAAACUUUACGUGAUGACGCUCUGCACCCUGAGCCCGUAUCGUGGGCUCGGCGUGGCGGGGAGGCUGCUGGAGGCGGUAGUGGGGAGCGGGGUCAGAGAAGUUUACGCACACGUUUGGGAGAUGAAUGUUGAGGGGAUUGGAUGGUAUGCGCGGCGCGGGUUCGAGGUGGGGGCUGUGGUCGGUGGAUAUUAUCGACGGCUGAGGCCGGAUGGUGCACGGGUUGUUAGGCGUUGGGUGGGGGUUGUGGAGUGGGUGGGAAAGGAGGGGGUUGUUGAGGAGGAUGAAGGGGAGGAGAGCGGAGAUGAGGAGGAGGAGGAGGGACGGGAGGGAGAGGAAAGGUUUGGGGAUGGGGAGAGUGUAAGGGACGAAAAAAGUGAGCCGGAGGGGAACAGAGAAGCGCAAGAGGGGAGUGGACCGAAACAUCACGGGGGAGACGGGGGAGAAGCGGUUGAAGAGUAG
Tuber melanosporum (Perigord truffle) is the source of this 1163-nucleotide messenger RNA. RefSeq lists its product as uncharacterized. The record is from RefSeq and is a predicted model, not a curated record. Bases 447 to 1163 code for a protein of 238 amino acids. The transcript has a single exon. Gene Ontology annotation, biological process: mitotic sister chromatid cohesion. Gene Ontology annotation, cellular component: NatA complex. Gene Ontology annotation, molecular function: acyltransferase activity, transferring groups other than amino-acyl groups. NCBI's taxonomy places the organism in Eukaryota, Fungi, Ascomycota, Pezizomycetes, Pezizales, Tuberaceae.